AUGGGGAUUUUGGUGAUUGUGGCCGAUUGUGGUGAUUGUGGCGGUGUCGGUGUAGGUGGUGAUUAUGGUGGUGAUGGUGAUGGUAGGUGUGAUAGGUGGGGAAAAAUGAACCAAAUGGAUAUUGGUAAUGGGGAAAUAGUUGGCAUUGAGAAAUUGGGAAAUGAUGAAGAGAGGAAAGUAAAUGAAGAUGAAAAGGGAGAUGAAGAUAAAAAGGUAACUGAAGAGGAAGACGAAGAUAUAAAGGUAAUUGAAGAAGAUGAAGAUAUAAAGGUAAUUGAAGAAGAUGAAGAUAAAAAGAUUUUCUAUGGUGGAUGUGAAGGUCCUAAUUCUACAUACAUCAAGUUAAUAUCUUGUCAUGACCAUGAAUUCAUCAUUAAAAGGAAAGAUGCCUUCACCUCAAAUUUAAUUCAAGCUAUGAUGUCAAGUUCAACAAAGUGUAUUGAAAAUGAAAAAAAUGAAAUCCAUUUUAAAACAAUUUCAUCAUAUCUUCUUCAAAAAGUGUGUACAUAUUUCACCUACAAUACUCAAUUCAAGAAAAAUGAGAUUACUAUUGAUCCUGAAUUUCCAAUUGAAAAUAAUAUUGCUCUAGAUCUGCUUUUGGUUGCUGAUUUCCUUGAUUGUUAA
Procambarus clarkii (red swamp crayfish) is the source of this 624-nucleotide messenger RNA. Lineage: Eukaryota; Metazoa; Arthropoda; Malacostraca; Decapoda; Cambaridae. The record is from RefSeq and is a predicted model, not a curated record.